Molecule: messenger RNA, 1278 nt
Organism: Australozyma saopauloensis
Lineage: Eukaryota; Fungi; Ascomycota; Pichiomycetes; Serinales; Metschnikowiaceae
Gene: RVB2
Product: RuvB family ATP-dependent DNA helicase reptin
Exons: 1
Coding region: 1-1278 (425 amino acids)
Biological process (GO): regulation of transcription by RNA polymerase II; box C/D snoRNP assembly; chromatin remodeling
Cellular component (GO): Ino80 complex; R2TP complex; NuA4 histone acetyltransferase complex
Molecular function (GO): DNA helicase activity; ATP hydrolysis activity; ATP binding
Source: RefSeq, a predicted model, not a curated record
AUGGUCGGCCAGCUCAAGGCCAGAAAAGCCGCCGGGCUCAUUUUGAAGCUCGUCCAGGCGGGCCGUAUUGCAGGAAGAGCCGUAUUGAUUGCAGGCCCUCCAUCCACAGGUAAAACGGCCAUUGCGAUGGGUUUGUCGCAGAGUUUGGGCCAGGACGUGCCCUUCACCACCAUCACAGGCUCCGAGAUCUACUCGUUGGACUUGUCCAAGACCGAGUCCUUGACGCAAGCGUUCAGAAAGUCCAUCGGCAUCAAGAUCAAGGAGGAGACAGAAAUCAUCGAGGGUGAAGUCGUAGAAAUCCAGAUCGACCGCUCCAUCACCGGCGGCCACAAGCAGGGUAAGCUCACAAUCAAGACCACCGACAUGGAGACCAUCUACGAGUUGGGUAACAAGAUGAUCGAGGGCUUGACCAAGGAGAAGGUGUUGGCCGGUGAUGUCAUUCUGAUUGACAAAGCUUCUGGAAAGAUCACCAAGUUGGGUAAGUCGUUCACGAGGGCCAGAGACUACGACGCCAUGGGGCCAGAGACGAAAUUUGUCCAGUGUCCAGAGGGCGAGUUGCAGACCAGAAAGGAGGUGGUCCACACGGUGUCCUUGCACGAGAUCGAUGUCAUCAACUCCAGACAACAGGGCUUCUUGGCCUUGUUCUCGGGAGACACCGGUGAGAUCAGAUCUGAGGUCCGUGAUCAAAUCAAUACCAAGGUGGCCGAGUGGAAAGAAGAGGGCAAAGCCGAGAUUGUUCCCGGUGUGCUUUUCAUCGAUGAGGUGCACAUGUUGGAUGUCGAGUGUUUCUCUUUCAUAAAUCGUGCCUUGGAAGACGACUUCGCUCCAAUUGUGGUGAUGGCUACCAACAGAGGUGUGUCCCAGGCCCGUGGUACCAACUACAAGUCUCCACACGGAAUCUCGUUGGAUUUGUUGGACAGAUCCGUGAUCAUACACACAGCUGCCUACUCGCAAGAUGAGCUCAGAACCAUCUUGUCCAUCAGAGCAUCCGAGGAAGAGGUCGACUUGUCAGCAGACGCAUUGGCAUUGUUGACCAAAAUUGGACAAGAAACGAGUUUGAGAUACGCAUCCAACUUGAUUUCCGUGUCUCAGCAGAUUGCUUUGAAGAGAAGAGCCGAGGAGGUGGACUUGGCUGACGUCAAGAGAGCGUACUCUCUUUUCUUGGACUCUGGUCGCUCUGUCAAGUUUGUCACAGAGUACUCGGGUAAGUUUAUGGACGAAAAUGGAGCCAUGAACCUUACGCUUGUUGAAAACGAUGAUAAGAUGCAAACUGAUUAG